AUGGGUAGGCGCAAGCUUUGCAAGGGGAAUGCAUUGGACUUGACAUCUCCAGCCGGCUUUGGGCUUCUCCUAUCCACGAUAUUGAGGUCCAAGCCUUCAGCAGUCUUCACAUUCGGCCUUGUCUGUUCGAGUUUUGUGGCGGUCUCCCGUGGCACCACUCACCGCUCCUUCUUUCUCCCUUUGGGAGACCCCACUUCAAAGUCGGUACAGCUAGGCAAUAUACUCUGCAGCAGGAUGGUUCUGGCUAUGAUACUCAUGAUAUCUCGUGGCAUGGUGUUUGUCUUAGAACAGCCAUCAAGUUCCCUUGCCUAUCGCCAUCCCAGAUUCCAGCAACUUUUGAAAAUGACAAAUGUUUGGCGGCAAGCCUUCUGGAUGCGUGGCUGGGGUAGUAAUACUCCUAAGAGGACGAUUCUGUGGAGCAACUCCCGUGGGGUGAGGAAGUUUGCAACCCACAAAAAGUAUGCCAAGGGGAAAAAGAAGAACCAGUUGGCUACAGUCUACAUUGAUUCCAAUGGAAAGAAGAGGUAUCAGGGCAAUUCUCGGCUGAAGGGAUCACAGGUUUAUCCUGUGGGCUUUGGUAUUCGCUUCACUCGAACAAUGCCGCUGCUUCAGAAAGAGAAGUCCAAGCCCAACACCAUUGCAGAGGACAAGGUGCCCACCAUCGACGAGAUCAAGCCAAAUGAUGUCUUGCCAUGCCUCGACUCGAUGGACGACUUGUGGAGGGAUGCACGGAUGUCUGAU
Messenger RNA from Durusdinium trenchii, 741 nucleotides. NCBI's taxonomy places the organism in Eukaryota, Dinophyceae, Suessiales, Symbiodiniaceae. The record is from the annotation of a GenBank genome assembly.